Messenger RNA from Phytophthora sojae, 1242 nucleotides. RefSeq lists its product as hypothetical. NCBI's taxonomy places the organism in Eukaryota, Oomycota, Peronosporomycetes, Peronosporales, Peronosporaceae. The record is from RefSeq and is a predicted model, not a curated record. Bases 1 to 1242 code for a protein of 413 amino acids. Gene Ontology annotation, molecular function: peptidyl-prolyl cis-trans isomerase activity. The transcript has a single exon.
AUGGUGCUCAUGCGUCGCCGCGACAAGCGGCGCGGCAACGAGGCCGAGGAGAUCGUGGUGGCCAGCGACUCGUCCAUCGUGGCCAACAAGGGCGUGCGCUCUUUGGGCGGCGCGCGCACGGGCCGCUUCGCCGCGGACAUGCGCGUGAGCGUGGGCGGCUACGGCCGCGCCGACAAGACGUGGGGCGUGGACCACCCGUGGCACUCGACGGAGGAGGGCGACCUGUUCGCGCAGUUGUGCUCCAAGGACCACAUGGAGGAGGGCGACCUGGCCCACGAGCAGACGCACGAGGAGCCCGUGCGCGGCCUCAGUCGCGCGCAGCUCAAGAAGCGCAAGGCCAAGCUCAAGAAGCAGGGCCUGGGCGCCAAGGAGGCGGCCGAGGCGGCGCUCAAGGAGGCCGAGGAGGCCAAGAAGCGCCACGAGGAGGAGCAGCGGCUCAAGGAGCAGCAGGCCAUCGAGCAGCAGGAGGCCGCGAGGAAGGAGAGGCAGGAGAAGAAGCAGAAGAAGCAGGAGCAGGAGGAGGAGCUGGACGACGAGCAGAAGGAGGAGAAGCAGGCGGAGCUCAAGCGCGAGAAGCGCAAAAAGGAGAAGCAGAAGAAGAAGGAGAAGAAGCAGGAGGCCAUGGAGCAGGCGGAGCAGCACACCAAGGAGCAGGAGCAGGAGAUGAAGGCGCGCGAGGUGCUGGCCUCGGCCUACGAGGAGAACUUGGGCAGUGAAGUGACCACCAAGAGCAGCCUGAUCCUCCAGGACAAGCGCAUUGGUCAGGGCAAGCUGCCGGUGGCUGGCGAAAUGCUCACGGUCAAGUAUCGAGGACGUCUCGGACAGGACGGACUCGUGUUCGGCAAGGGUAUGCUCACGACGACGUACGGCACGGGCUCGGUCAUCGCUGGAUGGGAGGAGGGUCUGGGCACGAUGCGGUCUGGUGGCGUGCGUCUGCUGACGAUCCCGCCCGAGCUCGGCUACGGCGAGAGCGGCAAGGGCGACAAGAUCCCGCCCAACUCGACGCUCUUCUUCGAGGUGGAGCUCGUGCGCAUCGGCAAGCGCAAGCGCGAGGCCAUCGGCGAGGACGACAUCCCGCUGCCCAGCUCGUUCCAACGCAAGCGCAUCAAGCAGAAGCCCGGCAAGGCCCGCAACGGCGGGGACGACGAAGACGACGGCGAGGUGAAGCUGUCCAAGAGCCAGCUCAAGCGGCGACGCCGUAACCGCAACAAGAACCGCAGCGAGGAGGACGUCGACGCGUAG